Molecule: messenger RNA, 3949 nt
Organism: Nilaparvata lugens (brown planthopper)
Lineage: Eukaryota; Metazoa; Arthropoda; Insecta; Hemiptera; Delphacidae
Product: cyclin-dependent kinase 2-associated protein 2
Exons: 2
Coding region: 220-762 (180 amino acids)
Cellular component (GO): cytoplasm; nucleus
Source: RefSeq, a predicted model, not a curated record
AAGGCCGUGGCAUGGUUGCAACUUGCAACUGCAACGCAUUGUAAACAAACAACGAAACAAACUUGUUAAAUUUAAUAAAUUGAUAAUUUAAACAAGAAAAUAUUUUAGAAAAGUAGUAAAUUCCCUCAAGGACUGAAUUUUGAGCAUUCUUAUCUAGCGUAUUCUGUUGGUUUUUUACUGACGACAUUUUCCUUGCGAAGUCGCAACUGUUGUGAGAAGAUGAUCACCCUCGACGGAGAGACAGUGAACGGCGCUAUGGAGCCACCUGCGUCUGCCAGCAUUGGCCUUAAUCUGUCAUCGACCGCAGGGUCCAUAUCACCCACACCCGGCCUCAAGUCCACCGCAAGCAUUGGCCUUAAUCUGUCAUCGACCACAGGGUCCAUAUCACCCACACCAGGCCUCAAGUCCACCGCAAGCAUUGGCCUUAAUCUGUCAUCGACCACAGGGUCCAUAUCACCCACACCAGGCCUCAAGUCCACCGCAAGCAUUGGCCUUAAUCUGUCAUCGACCACAGGGUCCAUAUCACCCACACCAGGCCUCAAGUCCACGGCAAGCAUUGGCCUGCAAGUGCAAGCUCCACCCACCAUACCCAAGUACUCACAGCUGCUGUCCGUCAUCGAGGAGAUGGGCCACGACAUAAGGCCCACCUACAUCAACAGCCGAUCGUCGGCCGAGCGUCUGAAGAGGUGCAUCGUACAUGCCCGCAUUCUGGUCAGGGAGUGCCUCAUUGAGACUGAACGUAGCGCAGCUGCGUUCCAGUAGUUUCGUUUCGCCGCAUCUGCACAUUGGCCCAACCAAGGCCAACGUCGGCCAGCGCCAAUGUGUGUAUGAGUGGUUCGCCAACGCUGGCUUUCAUUGGGCACUGGUUAAAUUGCUGGCUGGGCCAAGUGUAGACUAGGCAUCAGGUACCCCCUUGAUAUUUCAUAAAUCGAUUCCAUAAAUCUUUAACAAUGCUAUUAGAUCUAUAGGUGGUUCAGUCAUGAGAAAAUGAUCGGUUCAUAUAAAAUUACAGUGAAACCGAAAAGAAACGAUUUUCCAAUACUCUAUGUUUAUUAAUUCUAGCUCAGUAUAUUUGGAUAGAAGUCAUGAGGUACAGAUGAAUACAGAGUGCUUCAAUUUCAAGCUUUUUCUUGUGACUAUAAUCAGGACCUCCUAUAUACUACCGGACCUGAGCCUAGAAAAAAUGGCCGCUGUAUGUGGUGGUCUUAUAGGAAUUCCUACUAAGAAAAAAUCACAAAUCAGCUGUUAGAGAUCGUCUCAGUUUAUAGAAAUCUCAGUUCGUCCAGUUCCCGUUUAAAAUAUCAUUGCCAGCCACCACUUACGGCGACCAUUUUUUUCGUAGGCGCAGGUCCGGUAUAUAGGAAGUCCUGCUAUAAUCUAUUCUAUAGCACGCUUUUUCUUUGUGACUGAGCCAUUCACACAUUGUCUUUGCAUUACAGUGCUUCUGAACAAUUUGAGUCCCACUUUGAAAUUAAUUCAAUUCAUCAAAUAUACACUAGAGUGCAUCACUGUACACUUAUUGAAUUCUAUCAAUAUUAAUGCACUCUGUAUUUAUCUGUACUUCAUGACUUCUAUCCAACUAUACUGAGAUAUAAUUAAUGAACAUAGAAUAUUGGAAAACCGUUUCUUUUACGGUUUCACUAAACAAGUUACAUUAAUUCGGCUAUCCUAAUGGUUGGUAAGAAUUAAGGAUAGAGGAUGUGAAUAAAAUGACAAGCUAGAAAAUAAGUUCUACCUUGGAUUCCCUACAACUAUACUAGAAUUGAUGAGACUUGUGUAUUGGAUCACAUGAGAGGAGAGUAGUUUAUUUCAAGGUUUCACUAAACAAGUUUCGUUAAUUCGGCUAUCCUAAUGGUUAGUACGAAUCAAGGGUAGAAGUUGUGAAUUAAAUAUCAAGCUUUUGUUUAGAUAAUAAGUUCUACCUUUAAUUCCCUUCAACUAUACUAGAAUUGAUGAGACUUGUGUAUUGGACCACAUGAGGGAAGAUUAUUUUAUUGUAAGGUUCCACUAAACAAGUUUCGUUAAUUCAGUUAUCCUACUAACUUAUUGGAUAGGAAAUAUUGAAGUUAUUUUCUCCUAUCAUAGUACAGUUUAUUCAUACAUCCACAUUUUCCACAGUAGGUACAUGAAAGUCUUCAAUACUGGAAAGGGUGAUAUCGCAGUUUUUCAACUAUAAAUUAUAGAUAUUACUGUACAGAAUUUCUAAACCAACCCCAAUCUAUCAUUUUAUUCACAUCUCCCAUUGUAGCUAAAUCAAAUUGUUAAUAUUAAGAAGACAUACUUGAAUAAGGGAUAUACUAUUUCUUGGGUAUAAUAUUCUCAGUUACUGUUGUGUCUAUAAAGCAUACAUACACAUUACUCCCCAUUUAUUGAUUAAUAUAGUAGACCAUCUAAGACACUGAAUACUAUAAGACAAUGCUAAAAAUGGUAGUUGUUGAAUAUCAUUGCUACUAUUUUUGCUUGAUAAAUAGAUACUAAAUUGUAACCAAGUAUUAUUCAUAACAACUUUAACAAGAUAUAGUGCUAUUAAAAAGUGUUACUAUUUUUUUAUGGUAUUUCUUUAUAUGGAAGCGAUUUAUUGAAUGUAAUGGGAUCGUGUUGACAAUCAAAUCAUAUCACAUGAUCCACCGGUAAACCAUAAUGUAUUGAGAUCCACAAUAGUUGUUCAAGCUCGUAUUAAACACAAAAGUGAGAAUCAGUAUCUAAUAAGUUGAAGCAUUUCCAUUUGAAGUUGGUAGAGAUUAAUUUGUAAAUAUUUUUUAAGAAUUGAAAAUUGCAAGUAUAAAUUCUUGAUGAAUUUCAUUUCCAAAGCUAAUAAGUGGAGUGAAAAGAUACAAGCUUUUCAAUUUAUCAGCUUCAUUUUCAAAGUUGAUAAAUUGAAACGAUUGUAUCUUUUCAAUUUAUUAGAUUUGGAAAUAACAAAUAACUGUAUAGCCAACUGUAUUUAUCUAAUUACUACUAAAUUAUUGUCAUUCUGUACACUUUUACGAGAAUGACUAACAAGCAUUUAGAUGUAAGAUAUUCAUUUUUCAAAAUUGCUUAUCUUAGAGCCGAUUGCACAAAUGCCAAUUAAAUUCUAAUACUGAUUAAUUUCCUGAGAACUAAUAAGAGAAGCCUUCGUUUCGAAGAAACCCUCUGACUGGCUCUCGUGAGAUUAAUCAAGAUUGAAAUUUAACCGGCUUUUAUGCAAGCGGCCCUUAUUGGUAGUUCCCAAACAUUUUACUAUUCAAGCUUAGCUUUUUUCAGAUGGAUUUGUAACACGUACACAUUGUGAAAAGUAAUUUGCUCAACGAAAAUUUGUUACUUAAUGUACGGCUGUAAUUAUUAUAGGAUUUUACACUCUAGAUUACCGGUAAGCGACUAGAUUAGGUUGUAUUUUACUAUGUACUCUAUUUUGAUUUUCUAUUGAAGCGAGUUUAAUCUCUUACCCAAUAUUAUUCCAUAACUGAGUUGUAAUAUUAUUUACAAGGGUAAGGCAGGCAUCGUGGAGCCAAUUCAUUCUCAUUAAAAAUUACACAUGCAACAUUUGUCAUAAAAUCACUCCCAAAUGAUUUUUAUUUAUUUUAUAUUUUUAUCAAAAUAUUAGUGUUUUAUACUAGAUUACUACUUGAAUUAAUUUAAUAUAAACUCCUUGGAAAAAGUUAUUGGAUGAUUUUAUAAACGAACAAAUAUUCUUACAAAACUUUCAAUUGACAAGAAUGAAAUUUAGAUUACCUAUUUCACUAGUCCAUGAAACAGUCUAGUGCAUUUCAGUUUAGUAAAUACAGGUAGGCCUACAUUUCCAUUUCUUAUAUGGUUGAAUUUCUAUAAUUGGCAAAAUACUGUUUUCAUCUCAAGCAUUUAAGAUGCUAUUCUAUUUUAAACUUGUUAGAAGUAUUUUAAAUAACUUGUUCUUUACUGUCCUUAAUUUUUCUAGUAUUUUCUUGAAUGUAACAUUUUUACGUUUUUA